UUAACGGGAGAGAAAGAAGUCGGAACCGUCAAAAUUUGUGGGAAACAAAUUUUCAAAAGUCUGCCUAAUAAAAUUACUUUUUUAAAUUUUUUUUUUUUUUUCAAAGGUGUUUCAGAGAGACCUCUUUCUUCUCCCAUUUUUAUGGGUUGGAUUUAGAGGUCUCUGGAAACUUUGAGCCUUCUUGUUCAUCUUAUCAUAAAACAAAACAAAACAAAACAAGAAAAAAAAAAAAAAGAGAUUUCUUCUUUUUUUCCUUUUUUUUUAUUUUUUAUUUUUUCGUUCUUGGACAAGAUGAUUAGAUUUUGGAUAGCUUCGCUGCAAUUAGCGGAGCUGUUCGUGAGCUCGUUGGUUCAUAUGCUUUACGGGUUCUACAUAUUCAGCUCUGCCGUGGCCGGAGAUCUCUCUCAGGCUCUGAACGAGACCUUCUUCAAACCCAACACGAAUUUUGAGGUCAAACAUGAAUCCCCCACAGAGACGACUACAACAACAGUCAACGCUGACAAUCUCCCUCCGAUCGUAUUGGUCCACGGAAUCUUCGGCUUCGGCAAAGGGAGGUUGGGAGGCUUGUCGUAUUUCGCCGGAGCGGAGAAGAAGGACGAAAGGGUUCUCGUGCCGGAUUUGGGGUCCUUGACGAGCAUUUACGAUAGGGCUCGAGAAUUGUUCUAUUAUUUGAAAGGUGGGCAAGUGGAUUAUGGAGAAGAACACAGCAAGGCUUGUGGGCACUCCCAGUUUGGUCGUGUUUAUGAACAAGGGCACUACCCUGAAUGGGAUGAGGAUCACCCAAUUCAGUUUGUGGGCCAUUCGGCCGGAGCACAGGUUGUUCGUGUGCUUCAACAAAUGCUUGCUGAUAAGGAGUUUAAGGGAUUUGAGAACACUAAUGAAAACUGGGUUCUGAGUAUAACAUCCUUGUCUGGAGCUUUCAAUGGAACUACAAGAACCUACUUAGAUGGAAUGCAGCCAGAAGAUGGAAGGAGAAUGAAACCUAUAUGUCUGCUGCAGCUAUGUCGUUUAGGCGUGAUAAUCUACGAUUGGUUUGAUAUUCCGUGGUUGAAGGCCUAUUACAACUUCGGUUUCGAUCACUUUAACAUGUCAUGGAAGAAGGCGGGUAUUUGGGGUCUUCUUGAUUGCCUCUUGGGGAAUGCAGGUCCAUUUGCUUCAGGAGAUUGGAUCCUCCCAGACCUUACAAUCCAAGGGUCCCUAAGACUUAACAGUCAUCUGCAUACAUUUCCCAACACUUACUACUUCAGCUAUGCUACCAAGCGCACUAAGAAGAUCUUCGGUGUCACAGUUCCUUCUGGCAUACUUGGAAUUCAUCCAUUGCUUUUCAUUAGAGUUUUGCAGGUGAGCCAAUGGCGUCACCCUCCUGAUGUUUCACCCCCUUACAAAGGCUAUAGGGAUGAGGAUUGGCAGGACAAUGAUGGAGCCCUUAACACCAUAUCCAUGACUCACCCUCGUCUUCCCAUUGAACAUCCUAAUCGCUUUGUGGCUAAUGAUUCAGAUUGCCAGCCCUUGGAGCCGGGUAUCUGGUACUACAAGAUCGUGGAAGGCGAUCACAUACUCUUCAUUGUGAACCGGGAAAGAGCAGGAGUCCAGUUUGAUCUUGUAUACGACAGCAUUUUUGAACGCUGUAGAAAGCAUGUAUUUAGGAAAACCCGACCAACCUUACCAAACCAAACCCACCAAUAGUUUUAGCAUCUGCUAUGGAGAACUGAAAAGAAAGCAAUUAAAGAGCAUCACGUUAUUCAA
Morus notabilis is the source of this 1746-nucleotide messenger RNA. RefSeq names its product lipase. NCBI's taxonomy places the organism in Eukaryota, Viridiplantae, Streptophyta, Magnoliopsida, Rosales, Moraceae. The record is from RefSeq and is a predicted model, not a curated record. Bases 292 to 1686 code for a protein of 464 amino acids. The transcript has 8 exons.